Amoebophrya sp. A25 is the source of this 5915-nucleotide messenger RNA. The record is from the annotation of a GenBank genome assembly. NCBI's taxonomy places the organism in Eukaryota, Dinophyceae, Syndiniales, Amoebophryaceae.
CGCCUUCUAUCCCUGGUUGGUGCCUUUGUGCAAGUGGUUCUAUUGGAUCGAUCCGAAUACGUACGUAAACGUCCCAGCCUUAGAGGAACGCGUUGGCUGCCUGAACCACUCUAGACCGCAUUAUUUUGGUUAAGGCUAGUGCCGCACCACAUGCAUCCUUUUUAACUACGUUGUUUGAUUCUUGCCUUUGUUUUCUGCAAAGGGGAAACGAGGUCGAUUCCUGGCUUUGUCUUCUGCAACGGGAAAAGGAUGUUCCCAGGGAUGUUCCCAAGGAUGCCAAUACGGUAUUUCUAAUUUGGCCUGCUGGCUGGCAUGCAGAACCAUGAGACUGGCGAAAACUUCCUCAUGCAUAAUAGGGACAUGUUAUGGCUCGUGGGAGAUGCGCUAUAUUACUAGAGUAUGCAGCAUUGAUUUGCUUAUGCUUUAUUUGCACGUAGGUAGAUCUAAGCCUAAUCACUAGCAUGUUGCUCGCUUGUGAUAGACCUCAUCAUCUUCUAACAAGAGGCCUGUUGCUCAGCCGUGAGUUGGCGUCUCUAGCUUAUUAUUGGACGGGUGUGUGCUUGAAAAUGAUACCUGCGCAACCGUAUACCCGUCAAGGCAUCGGCUAUGUCUUUGCGACGUGCCUGAGCGACUUGGGCCACGUUUCGGUAGAGGUAUGAGCAGUGUAUUUCUGGGUGCUCGAUAUGGAUUCUUUCUCUUACUAGCAUCGUCAAGAGGUUACAACUUUACACAUGAUGUGUAGAAAAAUGACAGACACAGUCCUGCUAUACUAUCUCUAAUGAAAAACUUCGCAGACGAAAGACGCAACUUUGUUCAUGGACCAGAAGCCGGUCGGGAAUUUUUCGAGGAAACGAACCCCAUCAUGCGCAAGUGUCUGUUUGCGAUUGGUCCACUGCCAAAGGGAAGAGCUGGAAAUCGGAUGUACUACGACAUCGAAAGCAACCUUACUUUAAGGAGGUCGUUCUUACAAAUUCAUCUUUGACUGCACUCCCAUUCGUUUCUGAAAAGUAUGCUCGAGCCUCGAGGUAAGUAUUGUACCUUUGUUCGGUACUCUUGUUCGGGCUAUACUCUUCAAGGAUGCAUGCAGUUGCAAGAAGGCAAGAUGAACAAUUGCGAAGAGGUCCUCGGUCUAAUUACUUGGGCCCGCUGGCACCAGGGCGUAGAUUGCAAAGGAGACACAGAUCUUGGUCGCUAUACAUUCAAAGAUCUGGCAGGUAACGUUCAGCCCUACUACUCGGACGAAGUGAAGUUGGCGAUUUGGCGCUGUGGUCAGGACCGUUAUCAACGUCUGGACACGCAAGAAGUGGACAAAUACUGUGCAGCGCGUAGUCCGCGAGAGGGUGAGGGCAGUGUCCGAGAAGAAGUUUUUUUUGACACGCGUAUAGUUGCGAAAAAAGACUAUCGUCCUCGUCUUGAUCCACAGCUGCAGCGCAAAAUGCAGGUCGUACUAGAGCAAAAUAGAAGUGCUGGAGGGGGAGGAACUACUCGCGAAACGACCACAGAACAACAGAUCAGGCAGAUGAAACAGACUAGAGGUAAAAAGUCCCCUGAAGAAGCUCUCGCAUUACGGAACCUGCGCAGAACCUCCGGAGGUGCGGGUGCAUCCGACACACGAGUGCUCGUGCAAACUGGAAGCAGGAGUGGGUCUAUACUGGAUGAGGAACUUCUUCUAGGUGGAGCAAGUGGUUCAGCAUUAUGGUUCUUACCAUGUGCUGGGGAGCUUCUUUGUAAGUAAGUAUUUACAACUGGCCUCUUCACUUGUCAGUCUUCAAAUUCAUAUCCGAAAUUUAAGUAUUUAAAUUCUCCAUGGAAGCUGAAACCUUUGAAACAUGUCAAGAAUCUCUAAGAACUAUGCAAAGCCUCCUUGUUGAGUCAUCGCCUUCCUUUUCCAGUGCCGGGGAAUUACUACAGUAUCAGGCUGAGCGCACACGAGGCAUCGAUCCUUCAGUCUACGCGGUACAAUUGCUACCGUCACACAGUGUCGAUGUGCCGAUGUUCUCGCGUAGUCCCGUAGGCUACCUCAAUGUCGUGAAGGAGGUUGCACUAGCAGAGCCGAAAGGGGAUCAGGAGGAGGUUGUAGAGGGUGGGAACAAGUCGAACGAUACAACAACAAUGACGAGUGCAGCUUUAGGCGUAGAAAAUGGCAAGAUAGCAUCUUCUUCUUCAUCGGAUGGUGAAGUAGGUUCAUCGCCAAAUACAACUGAGGAGCCCUUGGUGUCGGAACUCCAACCGUCUUCAGCACCGAUCGUACUGGUUGCGACAGGAAGGAGCACAGUGGCAGAACCAGAAAGUAGGAAAGGCGUCUUCAAUGGGUCGGACUUGUUUUAUGGAGGCAUUUGAAUUCUUCAUCUAAGUACCUCAAGUUGAGUGGUUCCGGUAUUUGGUAACCUGAAUUCGAUCGCAAGGAUUCUCUUCUUGUUUUCCUUAUGAUCAAAAUCAGGCUACCAAAUACUAGAACCAUUCAUGAGUACUCCCACUCGCCCCCGUUCAGGUUAUUUCUACAUCAGUGUAAGUACCUUCGUUGAUUACCUCUUUUGAACAUGAACCUGAACUUGUUGCGCUGCAUUACAGAUACUUCUUCUCGCUUUCAUAUUAUCGGCAUUCAAGCAGCAGCUAGUGGGUUGCCCUUAGCAACGAAGGAACACAUCAAUGACUUUCGAGAAGCUGCUCGACAAGUUUUCUCCUACAGUCCUGAAGGAGCUGCAUCUUCAAGCCCAUCGACACUUUCCUCUUCCUCAAAGCAGUCUUCUAGCGCAGGUCUGAGCAUUUCCAAGAACGGUAAUAGUGAAGAAGAUGACCAGAAGAUCAAGAUCGCUUCUACUGACGUUCAGUCUGGUCCCUUUCGUCCUGUGAGUUCUGGGGAACUGAAUUCCUUAGGCUUGCAAGCUGAGUUGAAGCCAGAGCCGCCAUACUUUCUGUGCAUAUUUGUGCCUGUGUCUUUUCGGAAGACAGCUUACGUCGAAACGGCACGUGCAGCACGAGAUACGUGGGCGAAGUUAUGCUUUGCGUAUACACAGGAGUACUUAUUUGGUUUUGAAAUCGCAUUUUUACAAGUACAACUUAGGGUCAUCGAUUUGAAGUCAUGCCCGGUUUAGCCUGAGAGACGAUGGGAUACCUUUCAAAGAUCCUGAUGGCACUCAUAUUCUUCAACAAUAUGAUCUUGCCGUGGUGUACUACUUUUUAACAUGAUUCUAAACAUUAUUAUUAUUUUUGCUUACCUAAAGGUUUGUCGGGAGCUGCCAGCAUCAUGGAAAUACUGUCAGACCACGUCUCUACAGUCAUCAUGAACGAUGGCAACAGGGACAACAGCAUGCAACAUGAUUCUUACAUCUAAAUCAAAAUCGAUCUCCUCCUUCAAACCGAGAGAUGAGCCUCUUCCUGCUCUAAUGGAAAACUCCACUGACGUGCGUGUGUUCUUCCUCGAGCCACCUGGCGGCAUCUCUUCUGUUUCUUCGUCAAUCGCGCACGACGAUAUUCCCACUGUAGUUUUCCCUGAAGACCUGGAGACCGACUAUGCACACCUGCCUUUGCGGACCUUUCUUAAGGCUUGAGAAAGUCCAUCUUUUCCAACUACAUUUAUUUUGGUUCCAUGACUUUUAUCUUUAUGAAGUGGAACGAAAAUGACCCGAGAAGAUGCUGGAGAGGUCUAAGCUUCGUAUGUUCGAGGUUUUGGGCAGACAUCCAGUCUACAGAGACAUGUGUCAUUGGUACAUGAAGGCUGACGCGGACAGCCACGUACACACGCAAGCGUUGUUAAGGCUUUGGUAAAUACAAAUACCCUUAUACCGGUACUUUAGCGCUCCUCUGGAGGUACUAGCUUACUGGUUGGCCUCGCAAGUAGACGCUAAUAGCUACACAACCACAAGAGGUACCAUGACAUGACAUGACAUGACACGACAUGACAUGUUGUAUGCAUCAGCUUCAGCGGUCGUUGACUCUCACUGUCACUGUCACGAGGAACUUACAACAUUGAAUAUAUUUAUAAGAGUUGAAGAGAUUUGGGCGUCCUUGCUCUUACCUUUAUCCUUGCCUUGUCUUCUCCUUCUCGUCUAAGUUGACUAGAGCGCCUGACCUGUUUUGGAGACACGCGCAGGCAUUGGUUUGUUGGCGUUCCGCAGGUCGCGGAAGGUCGCUACGGACGGAAUAGCUUUUUUGCUUCUGUUAUGGCUAGGUGUGACUGUCGCGAAUAAGUCCUCAUCAUUCGACGUUCUGAUGCUGAUGCAUCCCUAAGAACAUUCUUAGAAGUUCAGUUGCAAUAGUAAGUAAGCACGUGUGAAUAUGUGUCCAGUACUAGAGAAGAUGUUUUCCGAGAAGGCAAAAAUUUAAAUUUUAAUUUGUGUAGAAACAGGACCCAUUGUCAUUCCCAUUCUUCUAACCUAUGUGGUGGCGGCUACUUUCUAUCCAGAGGUCUAGUGCAAAAGGCAGGUGUGUGGAGCUCUUUCUGCUUGUUGGAAAGUAUCAGAGGUGUCGGCGGAGCAGGCAUGGAGGAUGUCUUGUUUGCAGGCUGCCUAAGAAAGUGGGGGCAUGUGCAGUUAUGAGGACUUGUUUGUUUGAGAAUAAACCGAGUUAGCCAUGGAUGGCACUCGCAAACGAUGCUAUAUCUGUGAUAUAAAGGUCCUUCUGCUUUUACCGCUAACCUUCUAUCGUAGUGGUGGAGCCCUAACUAGGAAGAACCAAAAGAAGGACGCUAACUAGCAAGGACCAUUAACCUACUGCAGCACAUUAGAAAUGCUCUAAUCCCAGUCGCGCAAUACGGAUUGGACAGUGAAUUUUCGACAGACACAAGGAGACAUUUCGCGUUCCGCACCAAGGAGCAGCCAGCGCGUAAGUGCAGAUUCGUGACGCACUCACUCACUGCGCGCGAGAUUUUCAGGGUGCAUCGGUGGCGUUAUCGCGGUCUCUGUCCAGUAGAUGGGGAGGAACUGGCCACGGAUGCCAUGGUUGUGAGCUAUUCCACGACUGGGGAAUUGCUCAAGGCACCCAAGUUUCGGACACCUGAGUAUCGCGCGUUGUACCAAUGCAGCAUGCGCAGAGUAGAACCAGUUGUAGAAAUGACCUCUUCUGCUCCAUCUGGAACUGGAACAAGUACGUCUAAGUCGACUACAUGUCUUGGGGGUGUGCCAUUGAUAUCUGCGGAAGACGAAGGUCAGGAUGGUUUCCCUGUUGAUGCUGCUGAGACGUCCUCUGCGUCCUCAUCAGUCGUGUCCUCUGGAGCAUCUUCUCCCUCUGCUCUUUUGCAUUCCACCAUGGUAGCACUCGCACAGCGUGCUUAUGUGCGGGGCGCGCGCUGCGUGGACUCGAGAGGAUAUUUCUCCUUCUCUUAAGGCUUGCUGAGCAAUACAAUGGGUUGUAAAAUGAAGUAUUUAUUAUUAUUGGUAGCUUAAAAUCUUCUCCUAAUUUUUAUGAAUCAGAUUCAGAAGAUACAAAUUAUCUACAAGUUGUACCUCAUGAUCUAAUGAUCGCGAAAAGUCGUCAAUUCCGAAGUCGGGGACGCUGGCUCAGCGUCGAUAGCGUGGUUUCUAGACUACGGGAAUAGCACAGCCAGGUUUCCCCAACGAUGUCUGGAAGGUGGUCGCAAUUGUUUGGAUUGAGACCUUGUCCGAAGCCGAACAGCAGCAACUAGCUUCACUUUUUUUUGUUUGAGAAUAUAGCCGGCGUUUGGUAGUAUUAUCUUUGAAUCAGUCGUAAUAUAGAGAUCAAGAACCACCCCGAAACUAAAAUUGAAACAGCUUAGCAUCAUCUUCAAGAAGUUAUUUAAGUACGAAAAAUCUUAUUUGGUUCCAGUUAGUAUCUUCGCAGUUCUUGGACACAUCGAGGACCACAAUGUCAAUGAGGACUAGGGACGUUGUAGUAUAUUCAUAAGGUGACUGGAUGGGAGAAGAAGCUGCUGUUCUGCGGUUUCUUUUCCAACAUAU